Molecule: messenger RNA, 1395 nt
Organism: Syngnathoides biaculeatus (alligator pipefish)
Lineage: Eukaryota; Metazoa; Chordata; Actinopteri; Syngnathiformes; Syngnathidae
Product: sorcin-like
Exons: 8
Coding region: 137-841 (234 amino acids)
Molecular function (GO): calcium ion binding
Source: RefSeq, a predicted model, not a curated record
UAAAAACGUCACUCAAUGGAUUCUACUUCCGCUAGCGUCUGACAAGUAAUUACCAGAAAUAGAAAAGGGUGCCACUUGUCUUAUUCACGUCUGAACACUAUUCAACUUGUACCAGUUUUCUUUUUAAGUUACACAAAUGGCUUACCCGGGAUACGGUGGGUAUGGCAGCCCAAUGCUGCCCCAAGGAAUGCGUGGAGGACCAAUGGCAAGACCUGCACUGAAUCACAUGGUUGGACCAACGCUUGGACCAAUGGGAGGUGCACCGCCACAGGGUGGCGGUUAUGCCCCUUACGGAGUAGGCUAUCCGGGCACAUAUGGUGGUUUGGCCCCAGCUGCCAAUGACCCAAUGUGGGGUUACUUCACAGCCAUUGCUGGCCAGGAUGGUGAGGUGGAUGCGGUGGAGCUGCAGAGGUGUUUAACUCAAUCUGGCUUCACUGGAACCUACAACCCAUUUAGCUUGGAGACAUGCAGAAUCAUGAUUGCGAUGCUCGAUAGAGACUAUACGGGUAAGAUGGGCUUCAAUGAGUUCAAGGAGCUGUUUGUGGCGCUGAACGGCUGGAAGCAGAACUUCAUAAUGUUUGACCGGGACAGUAGCGGUACUGUUGAGCCCCACGAGAUGAACCAGGCAAUCAGCUCUAUGGGAUACCGCAUCAGUCCUCAGGCUCUGAAUGCUGUCAUCAAGCGCUACAACAAAGGGGGCCGCAUCUAUUUUGACGACUAUGUGGCCUGCUGCGUCAAGCUUCGUGCGCUCACAGAUACAUUUAAGAGGAGAGAUACCAUGCAGCAAGGUUCUGUACAUUUUGGCUAUGAUGAUUUCAUCCUUUGCACAAUGUCCAUUUAAGUGAUGCUGGUGGGUGGAGCAACCGUGUCAAAAUCCUUUUGGUGAGCCAAUUAGGGAUUGCCCCUGGACCAAUCACUGUACAGCAAAAGCAAUCAUGGCCAGUUGGGUGGGUGGAGGCAUUAUAGACACGGAACCUUUUUGCUUGUAAAGCUUGCGCAAACAUUAACAAUGUAUUUGCUUAUUAUGGGAUGUGCACAUACUAGUAUAAUUUUUAAAUGGGUAAAGCCAAGGGUAGAGGAAUAGUUUAUAAAAGUGAUUUGGUGACACCUGUGCCAUUUAAUGAAUGUGCCAACGUGGAGUGAAGAUCAUGGGGUCUUAUAGAAAACUUUAUACAAAAAUAUUUUCAAUACAUGGACAGUAUCAAGUUGUAUUUUUGUAGCCCCUAAAAGAGACUGCACGUAACCGGUGCUGUAGUAUAUCUUAUUUUGUUACUCACAAGGUAUUUUAUAAAUCCUGUAUUCUUUGUGUUUAUUGAUUUUUGUACAAUUGUGCAAAUUUUCAAGUCUCCUUGCACAUUCUGUUCAAUUUCAUUAAAGAACAAACAUUCAGAUCAA